UUGGGUCCAGGAGGGGGAAUAUGGGGCCUUCCUGGCGCCUAGUUCCAUGGGCGAUGGGGAGCGGGGACCAGCAGCAGCAGUCACCGGCAGGUUUUCCUUGUCUGUGCAUGUACAACCAAAGGGAAGGAGGCCACCUGGAACAGCUGGCUGGGUCGGCUGUCAUUGCUUUUGGACUAUGGUUUCGGUUUGGAGGCACCAUGAAGGAUUUCUCUUCAGAGGACAAGUCCCCAGAGUAUUUCUACAUGGGGCUCUAUGUGCUGGUUGGAGCAGGGGCCCUGAUGAUGGCCGUGGGCUUUUUCGGGUGCUGCGGAGCCAUGCGAGAGUCGCAGUGUGUUCUUGGAUCUUUUUUCACCUGCCUGCUGGUGAUAUUCGCUGCUGAAGUAACCACUGGAGUAUUUGCUUUUAUAGGCAAGGAAGUAGCUGUUCGACAUGUUCAGACCAUGUAUGAAGAGGCUUAUAACGAUUACCUUAGAGACAGGGAAAAGGGAAAUGGAACUCUCAUUACCUUCCACUCAACAUUUCAGUGCUGUGGAAAAGAAAGCUCUGAACAGGUCCAACUCACUUGCCCAAAGGAGCUCCUAGGACACAAGAACUGCAUUGAAGAAAUUGAGACCAUAAUCAGCGUUAAGCUCCAGCUCAUCGGAAUUGUUGGUAUUGGAAUUGCAGGUCUUACGAUCUUUGGCAUGAUAUUCAGCAUGGUCCUUUGCUGUGCGAUACGAAAUUCACGAGAUGUGAUAUGAAGCUACUUCUACGUGAAAAUUGCAACCUAGAGCAUACAAAUGUCACAGGAGCUGUCUCCUGGCUCACUUUUAAUAUUCAAAGGACAUUAGGAUCUAAAAUAAUUUGCUGUUAAUUGUACAUUUGCACAUGUAUGAAUGUUUGGCUUGUUACUGGUUUACCCCCUUGAGUGAAUGCCUAUGUAUGUUGACUGAGCGCAUAUUCAUGUGUGAUCUGCGUGUUUCUGGUAUAUGCAUUGUACAUAAUGAAAUCUGUUUGCAAGGAAUUCCUGAUUCUUGUUAUGUGAGAGAAACAACCUAUUUAACUCAGAAAAAUAUAAAAAAACUUUGAUAAACUUAAAAAACUUGGUUACUUAGAAAAAAUGAUAAUGGGUCAGUUUCUUAGACUCUAGCCAUAGGAAGUUCGAUACGGAGAAUUCAGGGAUUUCUAGUUAACAGAAGCAAUAAGCUACAGGAAUUGAGAGAUCAUGGUGCAAUGUUAAAAGUGACUGUGUUUGGGUUAGGUGUAAGGGUUUCCUGGCAUUUUUUUAUAUAUGUACUCUCCCCAGAACAGUAAACCACAUUUAGAACUAAACACAUCUAUAAAACUAAAUAUAGCAUGGAAAAUCUAAUUUGAAUAAGUCAUACUUUCCUAGUAUUUAAAAACAAAAAACCUCGCUCUGGAAAGAGUGUCACACAGACAAUCAUGUGCCCUAUAAAACUGAGUGUUUUUAAGACUAAAAAAAAAAAUUUUAAGAAAUUUUUAAGGAAAUAUUUUUGUUCAUAUAUAAAGACAUUUAAAUAUCUCUUUAUUGCUUUCUUUUUCUGACUCUGCUCUGAACUACUGCAACCCUCACAUCCACAAAAGGGCUUUUAUAUCAAAACUUCUGUGUUUCUCCAGAUGUAAGCAUAAAAGACUAAAAGCAAGAAAUCUGGCAGUUGCAAAUUGUGGGAUAGAGAAUUUUUACUGGCAUUGUAUCUUUGAAAUACCUCAUAACUUGAGUUUACAUAUUUUCCUAAUUUGGGGGGGGGGCAGUUCUUAUUUAUUCACCUAGAGAAUUCUUUUUUACAGAUUAAGAAUUACAGUUUUUGCCACUUAAUAUAUUAUAUCAUGAGCAUCCUUGGCCAAACUAAAAUAAAGAAAAACAUUCUCUCCUAGUUUUGUGCACACAACAGAGACAAGCUAAGGAAACAAAAAUACACGUACACACACAACAGAAAUAUGUUCUUUUUUGUGCAAGUUUCCUAUAAAAAUAAAAUGUUCAUGUUCUUUA
Camelus dromedarius (Arabian camel) is the source of this 1990-nucleotide messenger RNA. RefSeq names its product tetraspanin 2 (gene TSPAN2). The record is from RefSeq and is a predicted model, not a curated record. The transcript is spliced from 8 exons. Gene Ontology annotation, cellular component: plasma membrane. NCBI's taxonomy places the organism in Eukaryota, Metazoa, Chordata, Mammalia, Artiodactyla, Camelidae. Bases 21 to 740 code for a protein of 239 amino acids.